Corylus avellana is the source of this 1397-nucleotide messenger RNA. RefSeq names its product F-box protein At3g07870. The record is from RefSeq and is a predicted model, not a curated record. Gene Ontology annotation, molecular function: protein binding. NCBI's taxonomy places the organism in Eukaryota, Viridiplantae, Streptophyta, Magnoliopsida, Fagales, Betulaceae.
UUGAGCAGGGCAGAGAGCUUGGAAGAAUGGCAACCUAUCUGCCGGAGGAAGUGGUGGUGAAGAUACUGUCGAGGCUGCCUCCAAAAUCUCUGAUACGAUUUAAGUGUGUCUCAAAAAGCUGGCAAGCUCUCAUAGGAAACCCAGAUUUCCUCUCAAAAAACCUCCUAAACGACUCCAUUAUCACCCAGAACUCCAAUGAUCCUCUCCGACAUAUCAUCUUCUUCGCCCUGGACCCCAAAACCCCCGGAAAGCUAGUACACUCUUUCCGCUCUUACGACUUCCUCCACUGCGCGCCUCAAACCCCUCUGAAUCUCCCAACAGAACCGAGAUUUGACAUCGUCGCUUCCUGUAAUGGCCUGCUCUGCCUCUGGGACUAUGCGCGAAACGACAUCUAUCUCUGGAAUCCCGCAACGUCAUCGGAACUUAAGGCUCUCCCGGCCUCGUCUUCUUACGGUCGACUUAGAGUCUCUAUGUUUCAUGUGGGGUUCGGUUUCGACUCGGUAUCUAAUGAUUACAAGGUGAUCAGAAUUCUUAUGGUUGAAGACGAAGAUGAGACAUGGGAUGAAGUAGAAAUAUACAGCCUGAGAUGCGGAUCUUGGAGACAGCUUGAUCUGGGCGUGCCCUUGGGGAUAUAUGAAGAUUCGCGGAGCGCGGCAUUGGAUGGGGUUUUUCUAUGGUAUGGUAACGACGAUUACGAGGAUCAUGUGAACGAUGAUGAUGAGAUAAUAGUUGCUUUUGACUUCAGCAAUGAGGAGUUCCGAACGAUGCUGUUUCCAGAUGCUGGGUUUUUCUGUGAUUACGGCGAAUGCACGCGGACUGUCACGGGGUUGAAAGGAUCUCUUGCUAUGUUGGUUUUUCCUAGUGAAGACCGGAAGAAAAAGAUGUAUUUGGAUAUAUGGGUUAUGCUUGAAUUUGGUGUUAGGGAGUCGUGGACUAGACUUCUGAGCAUUAAACUCCCAGUGCAUUUGGAAAGGCCAUUGGGGUUUUGGAAGAACGGGGAGUUGUUCAUGGAGAAUAGAAAGAGGCAGCUGGUCUUGUGUGAUCUUUUGGCACAAAAGGAGGCGAAACUUGGGUUUAAAGGGUCUUGGGAAACGUUAGAAGUGGUAGAACUCAGGCUGAGUUCGGUUGUGAUCAAUGGAGGGAGGGAUAAUCCGUGAGCACCUCUCCCAUCUGCAUGGUAAAGAAGGAAAAGCUUUCAUUAAAUUGAAAGUUUGUGGAAGGGCUAGUCCAGUUGCUCAACUACUCACCCAUCUUAGAAGCAGUUUGUAUUGAUUUUGAAUUAGUAAAUGACAAUGUCUGAAAACAUUUUAGCUAUGAAUAUUUCUCUUUCUAUUUGCAUGGUGGUUAGGUAUGGCAACCUUAAUUAUGCAUCGAAGCAAAUAUAUUGGUCUUGCCUC